Molecule: messenger RNA, 3013 nt
Organism: Trematomus bernacchii (emerald rockcod)
Lineage: Eukaryota; Metazoa; Chordata; Actinopteri; Perciformes; Nototheniidae
Product: androgen receptor-like
Exons: 9
Coding region: 1-2010 (669 amino acids)
Biological process (GO): regulation of DNA-templated transcription; male gonad development
Molecular function (GO): zinc ion binding; DNA-binding transcription factor activity; sequence-specific DNA binding
Source: RefSeq, a predicted model, not a curated record
AUGGCCUUUCGCUCGAGCUUAGAAGAAAUAUCAAACUCUUUAAUAAACAAGCGCGUGGACACUGCGGACACCUGUGCUUCUUGCCCAACUACCGCUGAGCUAAGUAAGGCAGUAUCGGUGUCACUGGGUUUAGACUCAGUGUCCUCUCCGCUUAGCAACAUGAAUCAGUGCUCCGGCAGCAGCAGCAGCAUAUUCGCAGACUUCCACCACACCAUGGAGAGUAGUAGUAGUAGAGUUCAGGAGUUACAAACGGCUCCUAAUGUCAACUCAGACAGGCUUCUAUUACGUGACACUGCCCUUAAAGACGACUUUGGAGAAGCGUGCCACGGCAUUCAGCAGGUGAGCUGCAUGGAUCUGCUCACAUCGGGGGACAUGGACAGCGCGCAGAACAGGGCGCGUGACCCUGUGUUAUCUGGGUAUGUCUGCAGGGAGUCUAACCUGUUCAUGAACCCGCAGGAAGAGCUGCCCGCGCCCUCUCAGGUGGAAGAGAUGUUGCCUUUGAUACCAUACUCUGCGUACUCCGCAAAUCCGAACCUACACAGGGACACUCCGGGAGCGUGGUGCGCCCGAAGCAACCGAUCCGAGCCGGAGAGGGGCGGUUUAAGCGGACGUAAUUUGUUGUGCAAAUACUGUAACUGUGGGCCAGCAUCUCUCGGAUCCAUGCAGGAAUGCCACUGUCUCUGGUACAACAAGGAGGACAAAGGUGGCAUGCGAGCAGCGAUGGCACACGGCUAUGGCCAAAUGGAAAGUUACCAAAGUGCAAUUCCUCAAGGACACGGCACUCUUUCCACUAUCAAGACUGAACCAUCUGUUUGGCUGGAUUGCUCUGAUCGCACUUUUAGGCAUGAGGAUUUGUUCCCAGGUGUGUAUCUGUCGGACAGGAGAGUGUGUCAGGUUUGCAGCGACGAAGCCUCAGGUUGUCACUACGGAGCCGUCACCUGCGGCAGCUGCAAAGUAUUCUUCAAGAGAGCCGCUGCAGGUAAGCAGAACCAUCUGUGUGCCAGCCGGAACGACUGCACCAUCGACAAGCUGCGGAGGAAAAACUGCGCCUCAUGCCGUUUAAAGAGGUGCUUCAUGUCAGGAAUGAGCCUCAAAGGUCGUAGGCUUAAGGGAGCCGGACAGCCGAGGAGCGGAGAGGAGGAGCUUCCUCCGGCUCCCUGGGGAAACAGAGAUGCCAUCUUGAAGCCUGGAAGUGCAGCUGUAGCGGCUCAAAUAGCUUGCCUGGCUUCAGGGAUUCCCCCAAGCGUGCGCUCCUGCCGCUCCCUGCUCAGCGUCUUGCAGGCCAUCGAGCCGGCUGUGGUCAAUGCCGGGCAUGAUCACGCACAGCCAGACAGCCCCGCGUCCUUGCUCACCAGCCUCAAUGAGCUGGGGGAGAGACAGCUGGUAACUGUGGUGCGCUGGGCCAAGGCAAUACCAGGUUUCCGUGACAUGCACGUGGAUGAUCAGAUGUCUGUGAUUCAGUUGUCAUGGAUGGGGGUGAUGGUGUUUGCGUUGGGAUGGAGGUCCUACACACUCACCAACAGCUCCCUGCUCUACUUUGCUCCAGACCUGGUGUUCAAUGACCAGCGGAUGCAAGUGUCCAGUAUGUAUGAACACUGUGUGAGGAUGAAGGUGCUCUCCCAAAGGUUCUGCAUGCUGAAGGUCACCCAGGAGGAGUUCCUCUGCAUGAAAGCCCUGGUCCUCUUCAGCAUCAUGCCAGUGGAGGGCCUGAAGAACCAGCGUUGUUUUGAUGAACUGCGGACCUCCUACAUAAAGGAGCUGGACCGCUUGGCGAGCCACCGCGGAGAGACCACCCGCACACAGAGGCUGUUCCAGCUCACUCAGCUGCUGGACUACCUCCAGUCGAUUGUGAGGAAGUUACACCAGUUCACCUACGAUCUCUUCAUCCAAGCUCAGUCCCUCCAGACGCGUGUCAACUUCCCAGAGAUGAUCUCCGAGAUCGUGAGCGUCCAUGUUCCCAAAAUCCUCUCGGGCAUGGUCAAACCCAUCCUUUUCCACAACACAGCCUAGAGCGGUGUGGCUGAAGGGUGGGCUCGUGAUUGUCCUUUAUGUCACUUGAGCUUCAACCACUUCUGGGAAAAGCUUAAAUGGCUAGAGAGGGUUAAUAAUUUCAUGAGGUGUAAGCCUUUUUUUGAACCUACAGGGUGACAGUGGAGCACAGUGAAGCUAAAUGAAGUGCAUUCAGCACAUUCUUCCAAUCUUAUUGCAUCUAUUCUGUUCUCCUACUGCCUGAUAUCUGUAUGAAAUGUCUCGUUUUUUAGCAUGACUUCCUCCACACAGGCUAAACACCUGGCAUGUAAGACUUCUUCUUCCUCUUCUUCUUCUGCAUAUAUAUAUAACCGACAACAGGUUAUGUUUAAUUUCAGGAGGGGAAAACCCUGUUUUCAGAGUUCACAUCAUUGUAGCCUGUCUGUGUGCAGUGGUAUGACAUUUGGAUUAGCUUUUUAACAAUGAAUGUUAUUGUGCGCACCUGAGAUGAUCACAUUUGAUUGACAGGUAAUAAACCGUCGCGGCAUGCAUGCUAAGAGGCAACGCUGUCUCGCCGGAGUAUAAAAACAUGUCUGAAAGCUGUUCGCAUCCCUAGACAUAAUAGUCGACUAAUGGUUUAGGCGGAGGCAACACACACACUCUUUUUACACCGUGAGUGACUACAACGUUUCAAUUGUAUAUUUAUGAAUUUUGUGAUUUUAAAUAAGCUCGCACUGAAGAAAGUAUUUUGACCAAAUAGUUGCGAAUGACUCAUCAGUCAACUAACUAUUGGUGACUUUGUUUUUGCUUGUUUUUAAAUGUCAAACAUUAUCCAUUUUUUUCCAAGAUGGACAUUUCAUACUGUUGCAACUUUUCUACAGUUUUCUUAAAAAGUGUUCUUUGCAAAGUGCUCUGUUGUGAAUCAUCAUCCAGUAUCCAUUGUAGCUUUUCUUCCCGCGAAACGAUAAAAAGGUCCAGCCAAAAAUCUGCUCAUUUGUUGCAAUACUUACAGCUUAAUAUGGAAUAAUAAACAACUGAAGCAUGA